AUGAAGAAGAUCUUCGGCGCCAAGAAGAGCCAGGACCCGCCGCCGUCCAUCCAGGACGCCACCGACCGGAUAUACAAGCGGGGGGACACGGUGGACGAGAAGAUCAAGAAGCUGGACGCGGAGCUGGCGCGCUACAAGGACCAGAUCAAGAAGACCAGGCCCGGCCCCGCCCAGGAGGCCGUCAACGCGCGCGCCAUGAGGAUCCUCAAGCAGCGCAAGAUGUAUGAAGGUCAGCGUGACAUGCUGUACAACCAAACUUAUAAUCUUGACCAAGUUGCUUUCGCAUCAGAGGGAAUCAAAGAUGCUCAACAGACUAUGACUGCAAUGAAAGCUGCCAAUAAAGAGCUGAAAGGGACGAUGAAGACUGUCAGGAUUGAAGAUAUAGAUAGCAUGCAAGACGAGAUGAUGGAUCUUAUGGAUGUGAGCAAUGAAAUACAAGAAACUCUUGGUAGAAGCUACAAUGUCCCAGAUGACAUCGACGAGGAGGAACUUAUGGGCGAGCUUGAUGCUUUGGAAGCCGAUAUGGACUUUGAGUCGAAUUCAGUCCCAUCAUACCUCCAACCAGACAAGGAGACUGAUCUUGAUUCUGAGCUUAACCUACCUGCUGCACCAAGUGGUCAUGCAGCAGUCCCGGCGAACCGGCAGCAGGAGGAUGAACUGGGACUGCCUACCGUGCCGCACGCAUCAAUUCGUACCUGA
Messenger RNA from Triticum turgidum subsp. durum (durum wheat), 699 nucleotides. The record is from the annotation of a GenBank genome assembly. NCBI's taxonomy places the organism in Eukaryota, Viridiplantae, Streptophyta, Magnoliopsida, Poales, Poaceae.